AUGUUUUUAUUUCCAAAAUCUGGUCUUGGACGAUUUCUUUUAUUAGUUAUUAUAAUAUCAACUCUAUCUUAUAUGGUACUUAACAUAGUUUCAUUUGCCGGAACUCCAUGGAUAACUACUAACGUUAAAAACAUUCAGUUUGGCCUUUGGAAAGUUUGUGAUAAAUCAACAAACGGAUCUUGUAACCAAUGGUCUGAUAGAGUAUAUAAUACAAAUACUACGAGAAAUGCUUUUUCAAGAGGAAAACCAAGUUAUAUUCGAACAAGUCAAGCAUUAGAAAUAAUAUAUUUAAUAUUUUGUGUAUUUGCUGCUGCUCUUAUUAUAAUUGGAAUAAUUAAUUUAGAUGGAUUACCAUAUAUCUUUAUGUUUCUUGGUGCUGCUGCACUUUUCAAGCGAACAAUUUCUGUUGUUGUUUUCUUUUUAAUGGUAUUUCUCUCAGCAACAUUAGGUGUAAUGUCUGUUCAAGGUCGUUCGAAUCGUAUAUCAGCAUUUCUUGACUGGGCAUGGUGGAAUGGGAUGGUUGGUCUCAUUAUGACUAUAAUCUGUUUUUUCGCAUUAAUUGCUUUAAUUCUUGAUAUGGAAUUCUCUCCAGUAAAUCGGCAAAUACCAAAAUUGAAAAAGUUAUUUAAAAAACAAGCAAUUUUUCAAUGCUUUAUUUUAUAUUUUUCUUUUCAUUUAAGAAAACCAAAGCAAACAGAUAUAUUUGUUGCUCAACAAACUGUGCUAUAUCCUAUGCCAAUGCCAGUAACAUUACCACCAAUAAUAGCACCAAAUACAUUCGUAACUCCACCAAUGAGCUAUGAAAAUUAUCACGGAUACAAUUAUCAAAAUACAAAUAAUUAUUUUUCUUUACCUGAAAAUAAUCUUCCAGUAGUUUAUAAUAAUUUUCCGAUUGCUGAGGAAGCAUAUGAGUGGAUGUGA
Molecule: messenger RNA, 921 nt
Organism: Rotaria socialis
Lineage: Eukaryota; Metazoa; Rotifera; Eurotatoria; Philodinida; Philodinidae
Source: the annotation of a GenBank genome assembly